Molecule: messenger RNA, 567 nt
Organism: Penicillium daleae
Lineage: Eukaryota; Fungi; Ascomycota; Eurotiomycetes; Eurotiales; Aspergillaceae
Exons: 2
Source: RefSeq, a predicted model, not a curated record
GUAUUUGGGGAUCCAAAUGAAGAACUGCAUAUUGAUAGGACCGCGUCUCUCGUUUUUGCGUUAUUCUUCAUCGGAGUAUCGUAUAUUGGCUCGAUCGCGAUCGCUUAUUUCCAACGCAAGCGCAAACUCUUCCUCCUCCGAUCAUUGUUCAUGCCCCUUUUAGUGGUGAACCUGGUCGCACUAUUCAAUGUGCUAUUCAAUAUUCUCAGUCGCAGCCUGUUUCCCUUGAGCGCGAUUCGAGUCAUCGGAAUCGGCCUCCCAAGCGCAUUCAUUGUCAUAUAUGGUCUUGCAUCCUUCUUAAUCUAUCAUGAAUAUGGCCCCAGUCAAGGCCACCGUGCCGAGGACGGCACCCCUCUCUUGAGCCAGGAGGAGAUGCAGCGUCGACAGCUGCUUCGACUGUUACAAGAGCAGGGUUCUGGUGCACCAUCACCAAACCCUAGUCAAAUUAACACAACCUAUCGGCUCGAGACCGUUCCUGGCCUCGAUCCAGCCCCAAAAAAUUGGGAUCCGCAUUUGAUCCCUCCACCGUCGACGACUUGGAGUAGCUUGAGUCGAACUAUGACGUGA